This is a messenger RNA of Dama dama (fallow deer), 2479 nucleotides long. It is a transcript of the gene NPTX2, whose product is annotated as neuronal pentraxin 2. NCBI's taxonomy places the organism in Eukaryota, Metazoa, Chordata, Mammalia, Artiodactyla, Cervidae. The coding region runs from base 1 to 1296 and encodes 431 amino acids. The record is from RefSeq and is a predicted model, not a curated record. The transcript has 5 exons.
AUGCUGGCGCUGCUGGCCGCCGGCGUGGCGCUCGCCGUGGCCGCCGGAGCCCAGGACGGCCCGGCGCCCGGCAACCGUUUCGUGUGCACGGCGUUGCCCCCGGAGGCGGCGCGCGCCGGCUGCCCGCUGCCCGCGAUGCCCAUGCAGGGCGGCGCGCUGAGCCCCGAGGAGGAGCUGCGGGCCGCGGUGCUGCAGCUGCGUGAGACCGUCGUGCAGCAGAAGGAGACGCUGGGCUCGCAGCGCGAGGCCAUCCGCGAGCUCACGGCCAAGCUGGCGCGCUGCGAGGGGCUGGCGGAGGGCAAGGUGCCGGGCCGGGCAGCCUCGGGCAAGGACACCAUGGGCGACCUGCCGCGGGACCCCGGCCACGUCGUGGAGCAGCUCAGCCGCUCUCUGCAGACCCUCAAAGACCGCCUGGAGAGCCUGGAGCACCAGCUCCGAGCGAACGUGUCCAACGCGAUGCUGCCCGGCGACUUUCGGGAGGUGCUCCAGCGGCGUCUGGGGGAGCUGGAGAGACAGCUGCUGCGCAAGGUGGCCGAGCUGGAGGACGAGAAGUCCCUGCUCCACAACGAGACCUCGGCUCACCGCCAGAAGACGGAGAGCGCCCUGAACGCGCUGCUGCAGAGGGUGACCGAGCUGGAGCGAGGCAACAGUGCUUUCAAGUCGCCAGAUGCGUUCAAAGUGUCCCUGCCCCUCCGCACGAACUACCUGUACGGCAAGAUCAAGAAGACGCUGCCCGAGCUGUAUGCCUUCACCAUCUGCCUGUGGUUGCGGUCCAGCGCCUCACCGGGCAUCGGCACCCCGUUCUCUUACGCCGUGCCUGGGCAGGCCAACGAGAUCGUGCUGAUUGAGUGGGGCAACAACCCCAUCGAGCUGCUCAUCAACGACAAGGUCGCCCAGCUGCCCCUGUUUGUCAGUGACGGCAAGUGGCACCACAUCUGCGUCACCUGGACGACGCGGGACGGCAUGUGGGAGGCCUUCCAGGAUGGGGAGAAGCUGGGCACCGGGGAGAACCUGGCCCCAUGGCACCCCAUCAAGCCUGGUGGUGUACUCAUCCUCGGACAGGAGCAGGACACAGUUGGUGGCAGGUUCGACGCCACGCAGGCAUUUGUUGGGGAGCUCAGCCAGUUCAACAUCUGGGACCGCGUCCUCCGUGCACAAGAGAUCAUCAAUAUCGCCAACUGCUCCACGAACAUGCCGGGCAACAUCAUCCCCUGGGUGGACAACAACGUGGACGUGUUCGGAGGGGCUUCCAAGUGGCCGGUGGAGACCUGCGAGGAGCGUCUCCUUGACUUGUAGUCACCCACCCCUCUGUCCGGGAGGCAGGGGCUGGGCCGUUCCCCUCAUGGCCCCUGUGGAACUGCGUGCGAACUUCCUGCCACAGUGGGCGGGGGGCCCUCGAAGCUCCCCACCCAGGGCAUCUCUCAGCCUGAGGCUCUGUGGCGUCAUUUGUCACCAGCUUAUCUGUUCCGAACCACGAUUUUGUUGGUUUGGGGCGGGGAGGAAGCCCUGAGCCGCAGGUGGACGGAUUCCUGACUCCUACCGUGGAGGGACUCCUGCUCAGAACCCCUGUAAAUGCUAGCGCACCCCAGCCCUGCCCGCUCUCACGGAUGCCUGGUGUCUCGUGUGUGCCGUCUUCCGUCCCCUUCGAAGGCUGUGCGUCGUCCUGCCGGAGUGGCUAUGUCCCUCGUGUGUUGCGUACACCCUUGCUGUCCGCUGAGCACGCAGCGAAGCCCCUCCCUUCUCCCCCACGCCACCCCCCCAGAAAAAGGGCCUUUCUCUUGGUGUUCUUUACGCAGUGAAUCUUUCUGUCCCAGGAACUCCUGAGCUUGCAGAGGAAGGCAGGCUGCCCGGACACUGCCCUGCCUGAUCUCCGAGGUGGAGGGAGCGUCUGGGGCCCCGGGGAGGGGGCUGUGAAUGGGAACCCUGGACACAGAAGGGCCCAGGCCGCUGUCCCCCGUCUCCAUCAGCUUGCCCUCUGACCCGCGCUUUGGUGGAAUCCUGGCCGGCUUUGAAAGGUGUCUUUUUCCCACUGGUGCCAAAAGUUCAGUUGCAGCUUUUACAACCAUGCCAUGUGGUUUGGGGAAUUGAUUUUUUUUUACCCCCACCGCCCCAAACAGAGCAGCCAUUAACCCGCUCCCGGUUUCUUGACGUCUCGCCCCACUGUGAGGCACGUGCUCAUUUUAAUUCACGUGGAUUCCUGUGAGCAUCCGACUGUCUCCACUAUUUCCCCCAGAACAACUUCUUCAGGAAACGGAUGUCGUUGGGCUGGUGCCUGCUCAGCGACUCCAGGCUGCUUAAUUUAUUCGACAGAGGUCGUCAUUUAUUUUAAAAGAUAGACGUGGUUCAGUGGGGAAAUUUAUACAGCUAAAUAUUAUAUAUUUUAUUUUUCAUACAUGUUCGAAGUGCAAAUCUGUGAAAGUUCCAUUUGUAGGACCAAGCUGACAUGCCCAUCCUAACACUGUAUGCUACAAGAACUCUU